GACAAUAAAAGUACGAGUUAAUAUUUAGUAACACCGAAUCCGGUUUUAAAAGUAUAGUAAUCACAUUGCAAUUUUUGUAAAUUCUUAGGUUUCUCUUAGAUUAAAAUGGCAAAUUCGAUGAAAGAUUCGGAUCCUGACACACAAGUCACAUAUGAUGAUCAACAAAAAAUUAACCAGUUUGCCAGAAACAAUGCCAAACUGCAGGAUCUCAAGGAUGAGUUAGAGAACAAAAAGAAAGAAUUGCAGAACUUGGAGGAUGCUUGUGAUGAGAUGUUGAUGGUGGAGGAUGAAUCUUUAGUCCCAUAUCAGAUAGGAGAGGUUUUUGUCAGUCUAGGGGUAGAUAGCGCUAAUGAAAUGUUGGAAAAGGCAAAGGAGAACACGAUGGAAGAGAUGAAGGGCCUAGAACAACAGUGUGAAGCUAUUCAGACUCUACUGCAAGAUCUAAAAGUGAAAUUGUAUGCCAAAUUUGGAAAUAAUAUCAAAUUAGAAGCCGAUGAAGAGUAAUAAAAUCAUUUUUCCAUAUGUUUUGAGAAAUUUUCUUCUUUCAUAUUUAGAAAUCUACUGUGUAUGUAAUAUGUAAAACGUAUGUUUAUUAAGACGUCAAUACAAACAUAUUCAUCUUAAA
Magallana angulata is the source of this 625-nucleotide messenger RNA. Its product is annotated as prefoldin subunit 4-like. Lineage: Eukaryota; Metazoa; Mollusca; Bivalvia; Ostreida; Ostreidae. Gene Ontology annotation, biological process: protein folding. The transcript is spliced from 4 exons. Bases 106 to 504 code for a protein of 132 amino acids. Gene Ontology annotation, cellular component: cytoplasm; prefoldin complex. The record is from RefSeq and is a predicted model, not a curated record.